Messenger RNA from Syzygium oleosum, 660 nucleotides. RefSeq names its product cell division cycle 20.2, cofactor of APC complex-like. The transcript has 3 exons. The record is from RefSeq and is a predicted model, not a curated record. NCBI's taxonomy places the organism in Eukaryota, Viridiplantae, Streptophyta, Magnoliopsida, Myrtales, Myrtaceae. Gene Ontology annotation, biological process: positive regulation of anaphase-promoting complex-dependent catabolic process; anaphase-promoting complex-dependent catabolic process; positive regulation of ubiquitin protein ligase activity. Bases 1 to 660 code for a protein of 219 amino acids. Gene Ontology annotation, molecular function: protein binding; ubiquitin ligase activator activity; anaphase-promoting complex binding. Gene Ontology annotation, cellular component: anaphase-promoting complex.
AUGCUUGAAGCCCCUUAUAUAUUGGACGAUUAUUACUUGAACUUGCUGGACUGGGGUGCCAACAAUAUUGUAGCAAUUGCUCUUUCGGAGUCAGUGUACUUGUGGAAUGCCUCCAAUGGCUCUGCUACAGAACUGGUGACCUUCAAUGACGAGGAGGGUCCUGUCACGAGCAUGAGCUGGGCUCUUGAUGGUCAGAAUAUUGCCAUUGGCUUACAAAAUUCUCAUGUCCAGCUAUGGGAUUUUGUUGCUCAAAGACAGCUGAGAACUUCUAGAGGAGGCCAUCGACUCCGAGUUGGUUCCUUGGCCUGGAAUAGUCACAUACUCACGACAGGAGGCAUGGACUGUAAUAUCACCAACAAUGAUCUCGCUAGCGGAGGAAGGGAUAAUCUCCUCUACUUGUGGGAUAGGUCCAGAUCCUCUUUGAAUUUAGGCACUCAGUGGCUUCACAGGAUCGAAGACCACACAGCUGCUGUGAAAGCCCUUGCUUGGUGCCUGUUUCAGAGCAACCUACUGGCCUCGGGAGGGAGCAAUAGGAGCAUAAAAUUUUGGAACACGUGCAUGGGCGCGUGUCUGAAUUCAGUGGACACCAGUUCUCAAGUGUGUGCGCUGCUGUGGAGCAUGAGGGAGAGGGAAUUGCCAAGCUCUCACGGGGCUUACUGA